AUAUUUUUAAUAAAUUAUAUAUGUGGAUGAGGUGUCACAAUGAAUCGCCUAGCAACCAUGGUGAGUUAGUCAACAUUCUAGUGCGACAAACAAGGGGAUACAAUUCGGCAAGAGCAUGUGUUUAUCAUCCUCAACAUUGUAACAUUUCCAGCUUUUAUAAUGCCACGAACGAGAGAUCCCUUUCCUUUUCCUAAAACUGAGAACGACUACUCAUUGACUGGGGCAAGGCAAUGUCAGAAAGAGCCAUUUGAUAAACCAACUCACAUAGCUCAAAAUGACGAACCGUGGAGUCGUCUAAAUGACAGGGCUACUCUAGCCAGCAUUAGGAGGAAUGUCCGGUAUCAUGACCGGCAGGCACCUAAAGACAGCCUAGACUUCCAUUUGAAAUCAACCUAUGACCACCACCAAGAGUUCCUCAGUAGUAAGAACCAGACCUUAUACCAGAGGGAGACUUUUACUGACGACCAUGGGAGGACUCUGAAGAACCGUGGAAAACAUGAAGCGCCCUUGUGUGAAACCAAGACAGAAGUUAAAGUAUGGAUGAACUCACAGAAGUCUUCCAUCUACAGCAUUGAGGGAACAAUAGAAUCUCAUCACAACGCCUCUACUAACAGGGGAUACUCUAGGAAGCACGACGGAGGAUUCUACUCCACCUAAUAAUAGUCACACAACUCACUCAGUGGGCGAUGGACAUCACUGAACUUCCAGUGAACUACCCCCUACACAAGAUCAUUACUAUAUUUAAGUAUUCAAGUCGCUGAAACAUCUUAAAAUAUAAGCAUUCCUUAACUUUGACAGCAUAGUUGUUGAGUGGUGGUUGCAUUUUCAGCACAGAAGCCAACAGUUGUGUGAAAGUAUGAACCUUAUAACAUCAAAAUGUUUGUUUGGUUGCACAUUGAUCAAAUGUUUGUUUGUUGCCACCCAGGCUUUUUUUUUUAAUUGAGAGGAAGCAGUAGAGCCACUGAAUUUCUGUUAUAAAACUAACCUGGCA
Oncorhynchus tshawytscha (Chinook salmon) is the source of this 991-nucleotide messenger RNA. RefSeq names its product linkage group 22 C1orf194 homolog (gene cfap276). Lineage: Eukaryota; Metazoa; Chordata; Actinopteri; Salmoniformes; Salmonidae. The record is from RefSeq and is a predicted model, not a curated record. The transcript is spliced from 5 exons. Bases 160 to 657 code for a protein of 165 amino acids.